Molecule: messenger RNA, 3741 nt
Organism: Limulus polyphemus (Atlantic horseshoe crab)
Lineage: Eukaryota; Metazoa; Arthropoda; Merostomata; Xiphosura; Limulidae
Product: zinc finger protein 878-like
Exons: 9
Coding region: 37-2952 (971 amino acids)
Biological process (GO): regulation of DNA-templated transcription
Cellular component (GO): nucleus
Molecular function (GO): RNA polymerase II cis-regulatory region sequence-specific DNA binding; DNA-binding transcription factor activity, RNA polymerase II-specific
Source: RefSeq, a predicted model, not a curated record
AUUUACCGCUCUGAGAGGCCAAAUCCAACAUCACUCAUGAUAUCCUGGGGUGUUCCAUUGGACCAAAGAACUACCAAUCACAAUAAGACCAUACUUAGCCAGGAAGAAGGUGAUGAUGGCGUCUGGAAAGGAGGACGAGAUUGCAUAGUAAACAUAUUGACCAGAAAUAAGUUUUAUACUCGCAGCAUUAAACAGCAGAUAAUGGACACACAUUUGAAAUCUGAUGCUGAAUGCAUGAGAAAAGAUCCAGAUAAACAAGUAACUGAAAUAGAAAACAGUCAAACAUUGAAUCUCAUUGGUGAGCAGGCAGUGUUAUCAGUGGUCAGUAACUCAUCUACAGGAACAACACCUGUAACAAGUGAUAUUCCAAUCACAUAUGUAGUGACAGGUUCGUCCAGUUCAGAGAUAGUUCAGCUUUGUGAAGGGGAAAAAACUGGGACAGGGCAGCCUGUAACACCCAUGAUAUCUACUAUGACCUUGGACGAAGAAAAUUCACCUGCCCACUUCCUUCUGGAACGUCUAGCAUCAGGUGGAUCACACAUGGAACCUUUGAAUGGUGAGACAAUCCAGAUUGGAGUUGACCCUAGUACUUUAGUGGGUCUUAGUCAAGAGAAUGGAGUCCCUGUGUUGUUGGAAGUGACUGAAAAUCCUGGAAGUGAAGUCAUACAUUCAAGAGGAGACUCAGAAGCUGUGAUGACUUCAAUAUGUACAGGUGCAUCUUAUUCAACACCAUUGUACACAAUACAGCUUGGAAACUCUGCAACACUCACUAGUGCAAUUCAUCAGCCAUUACAGACUUCUUCAGAAAAUCCAGCAAACAUAGCUAAUGUCAUGCAUGCUGAUAAUCAGUCUGUUAUUGAGAUUCAAGGGGAUCACCAACCUCUUCAGCUUUUAAACACAACCACUGGUUUAGAAGAUCUAAUGGAUGUUGUUACAACAUACCGAUGUAAAUUUUGCCGAUUCUCUUGUGUAUGGAAAUCAGGGCUUAUGUCUCACAUUCGUAACUGUCACAUAGAGGCAGCCCAGAAGCUUGAAAGAAGUCCAAAUUCAACUGAAAAAACAGCUUCGAAGAAAAACUACCCUAAGACAUCUUCAGCUCCUGAAAGUAGUGAAACAUCUGAAAGUUCAGUCCAGCUGGAAAGAGAAAUCUCAGCUGACCAUCAGAACAAUGAAGCAACUGUAUUUUAUGGGCAUGUGAAAGAAGAAGAAGCAGACCUCUCCAGCUCUUCUUGUCAGUAUCAAGAUGUUGGUACUCAAGCUGCCCAAGAGAAACAUAUUUUUCUUUGCGGCCAUUGCAGCAGGGGUUUUGAUACACUGGAUGGGUGUAAGGAUCACAUGAUUAAGGAUCAUAAACUAAAGCUAAAUGACACAGAAACUUCUCAGGCUGAAAAAACGACAGGUCGAAAGAAAGGAAGAGAUUGGAGUUUUUUAGCUGAUGAUAAUUAUGAAACACUGACAUUAGAACCUGGAAAACAGACAUCAGGCAGGAAGAGACUUAGCACAUCAAAAAUUUUAGAUGAUAAGUUUUUCUUUGAAAUCCCCAGGAAACGGAUUCAAAGGGAUGAUUAUAAACAGAAAAAAUUUAAGUGCAAUGAAAAAGGUUGUGGGUAUCGAUUUAUAUCUGAAGCCAACCUUCAAUAUCAUAUACGAUGCCAUUCAACUCUUGAAAAGCCCUUCUGUUGUCCAGAAUGUAGUCUCUUGAUUGACCACUGGCGUGGGCUCAGCAUGCAUCUCUGGCGGUUCCAUUCAGUAGACAUUGAUUUGCACACCUGUUCAACAUGUGGUUACAAAACUUAUAGCCACUUCAAAUUGGAUAAUCACAUGCGUAUUCAUAGUGAGCGACGGGACUUCAUGUGCACCACCUGUGGAAAGUCUUUCAAACAACUUAGUCAGCUUCGUAACCAUCAUGUGAUACACCUAGACAAAAAGACCAUCACAGAAAAAAGAUGGUACAGUCAACAAACCUGUGAUAUCUGUCAACGGACUUUCUCUGACUCCAAAUGUCUAAGAAAGCACCAACAAACAGUCCAUAGUAAAGUGAAGCCCUAUGUUUGCCACUUCUGUGGUCAUUCCAGUGCUCGUAAAGCUAUGUUGCAAUUGCACUUGCGGCAACACACAGGUGAGAAACCUUUCCUGUGUGAAAUCUGCGAAUUCCAGACGUGUGAUCAUAAUUCUCUUCGGCGUCAUCGCAUGAGACACACAGGAGACAAGCCUUACAAGUGUCCACAUUGUCCAUAUGCUUGUAUCCAGGCAAUAUCAUACAAAACACAUCUGAAGAACAAACAUCCAGGUUUAGGUGGACUCUUUGCUUGUAACCUCUGCCCUUUCCGUUCUGUAAGCAAGGAUAACUACGUUAACCACAUGUCUGACCACAAACGAGGAGCUAUACCUGCAAAUAAAAGCAGCAAUCAGACUAACAGUACUGGGCAAAAUUCAUCUAAUGGUUCACAGGAGAUGCAGCAAGAUUCUGCUGGGCAGGUUAUUAAUACACUUCACUUCUCAGAUACAACACUACAGGAACUGGAAGGACUGCUUCCUGGCAACAUCACUGCUGCACAGUUAAUCUACAGUUGUCUCACUGCCUUGAGUAAUGAUGGUCUCCCCGUCAACCUGCCACCUGGUGUCACCACCACCUCGACUGAAGAUGGUUCGCAAACCAUCACUAUCCAGGUUCCUGCUACAACCCAGCAAGGUGUUGGAGAAGCUGAACAUUAUUAUUUAACGAUUCAACAACAAGAUGGUAAUACCAGUUUCCCAAUCUCGGCAGCUUCAGAAAACUCUCACUCUGCAGCUGAAAGCACUCAAAGCAUUACUGAUGAAACUGCUGGGGAACACCGGAAACAGGUUUCAGGGACCUAUGUUACUCCUGAUGCUUCCUCUCAGCAGGAUUCCCCAUUAGCUUCAGUAGGCGUGAGUGAGCAUGCCCUCAUUCCACAAGCUGCCAGUUGUUAGUGUCUGUGAGUGCAAACAUUCUUGUGUUAAGCUGCUAACUUGUGUUUGAGGACAGUCUAAUUCCACAAGUUACUAACUCAACUAUUUGUAAGUGACAACAUACAAGCUCUUAGUGACUGAGAAUACUUUCCCAUUGCCUGUUAGUGUUUGUAAGUGUGGACACUCAUCAUACAAGCCGCUAUCUGUCUGCUUCCAUGAGCCAAUAGUUUAUGCAUGUCUAAAAAACAAGAUACCCAAUGCAGGUUGGUGUUAAUGAGAAUGUUGAAUUUGCUAACAGCUAGUAGUUGGUGUUUAUAAAUAGAGAAAACUCAUCCUUCAGUUUUGCCAGUUGUCUAUCUUUGAUUGGAAAUUGUGAACAGUCCAUAUUACCAGUGUCAGUAAGUAAUGUAUCUGAACAAGAGAACAACUCUUUUACAACUUACUGGCUGUUAGUGUAUGAGUAAGUUUAUGUAAGUAAGAAUAUGUACAUCACAGCCUGUUACUUUCAUGUAACAAAAUGUCAGUUGUUAAUUUCUUUCACCAAGAGUUCUUCUAAUGCAAGAUGCUGUUUGUUAGUAUCUGCCAGUAAGAACUCUUCUCUCACAAGAUACUAGCUGUUAAUGUCUUUCACCAAGAGCUCUUGUUGUGCAAGAUACUAGCUGUUAGUAUUCAUCAGUAAGAGGAUUUCUUAUACAAGAUAUUAGCUUUUAUAAUUUGUCGUUAGGAGUUCUUCUCUCACUAGAUGCUAGCUUUUAGUAUCUGUCAAUAGGAGCUCUUCUCUCACUAGAUUCUAGCUGCUAGUAUCUGUCA